This is a messenger RNA of Vanessa tameamea, 5316 nucleotides long. RefSeq lists its product as uncharacterized. Gene Ontology annotation, molecular function: RNA polymerase II cis-regulatory region sequence-specific DNA binding; DNA-binding transcription factor activity, RNA polymerase II-specific. The record is from RefSeq and is a predicted model, not a curated record. The transcript is spliced from 3 exons. Gene Ontology annotation, biological process: regulation of DNA-templated transcription. Bases 509 to 4075 code for a protein of 1188 amino acids. Lineage: Eukaryota; Metazoa; Arthropoda; Insecta; Lepidoptera; Nymphalidae.
UAGAUAGCUGCGGAGUGCGGUCGAUCGAAACGACAUCGGCCUGAGGCUCAACUCACUAAAAAUAGUUGCGAUUUGAAUUAUAAUAGUAAUUUGCAUAAUUUAAUUGAAAUUGUUUUACAAAAAACUUUUUAUUAUUAACCCGCCUUUAUUAUAUUAACACGUGAUUUGUGCUUAUUUGUUAUUAGUGAAUCGGUAGUCUGUUGUCCCUUGGCGUUUAUUUAGCCGGCCAUUUUCUAUUUUCGUAUCGAAGUAAGACCCAGUGACUGAUCACUGAAGUUCGAUAAAAACUGGAUUGUCCUAAAUGUUAUGUUAACUCUAAGACAGUUGUGAGUGAAAACCGGUAACAAAAUAUUAUUGUGUUUUGAUUAUUUAUUAUUACUGUGACAUUUGUGUUUUGUGAUCGUAAAAUUAUGAACAAGACGCAUUAUUUUCGUAGGAGUUGUUAGUUCAUUAAAUUUAUUAAAUCUUUGGAUUAUUGUUACAUUAAAUUGGACAAUGAACGUUAAUCAUGACAACAAAGAUUGAACCUGAUUUCCCUUCAUCGCCACCAAACGAUGAAUCAGAUGGAGAAGAACAAGAAAUAGAACAAAACUAUCAAGAAGAAGUGGAAACGAAGAAACCUGAAACAAAUGUUGCAAGUUUGCUGGCGCGACUCCAAUCAUCUGGCGCUCUAAUAAAAAAACCAAAACAGGAGUAUCGCUGCUUCACUUGUGAUACAGAUUUCUCAGAUUGGGAGGAGUUGGAGAAUCAUCUUAUAAAGCACGUGUCACUGCCCUCGGUGGUAAUAGACAAGCUGCCGUCCGACGAGGAAGAUCUGCCGCAUUCGGGUGAUGAGAAUUGGUCAGAUGAUGAAGAUGUUCCUGCCCCACCAAAACCUAAUGCGCCUAAAGCGCCCCAAAAGAUAGACAUAUCUCAAAUAUUAAAGAAGACGGGAAUUUCAUUGAAAAAACAAAGUGAUAAUAGUGCAAAAAGUUCAGAUUCAGCUUUGAAUAAAUUAAGUGGCUUGGGUUUUACGAUAACAAAAAAUUCAACUCCAAUAAAAAAAGAAAAACCCGAUCAUGAUACUGAAAAAACUAGUGAUGUGAUGCAAAAAUUGGGUAAGCUUGGAGGUAUUAAACUCAAACUAAAGUCAGAUGGGAAUAACACAAAUUCAUUUAAAGUUGUAAAUGGUCUUAAAGACUUUAAGGCUUCUGACGAUGAAGAUGAAGGUAGCGGAAAUGACGACGACAAAGAUGAUCAAGAGUAUGACGAUGAAAAUGAUAAAUCUGGAGAAAAUGAAGGUUCUGGAGGCGAACAUGACUCUGACGAUCAACAAAGUCACAACAAUAGUAAUAGAUCUGAUAGCAGUGAUUCUGAUAAGGAUAAAAGAAUAAUUCCUAAUUUACCUAAAGGCAUUCAAGGGAAAUUAAUAACACCAAAAAAAGAACCUGUUAGUACUCCUACUAAAGUAGCACCGGUUAAAAUUCAACAGGAAGAAAGUCUAAAAGUGAAGCCACCAAAUAGACCUGCUAUCAAACAAACACCUAAAAGGGGACCUAGUGUUCCCAUAGCAGUUAAAGAGCCUCCUAAAAUAAGUGAAGCUAUUGUAUCAAGACGACCGUCUGAUAAUGUUACAAUAGAAAGGAAAGAAUCUAUCGAUCGGACAGAGAAUGUGGUAGUAAAACAAGAGCUGCCUGAAACUCCAAGUGGUGAAACACAAAAUAACUUACCCUUAUUCACAGGUCAAAUUAAAUCGGAAAGAUCGUCACCACCUUUAUCAGAAAGAACGACACCCAUUUUGGCACGCAUUAAAUCUGAACCAGAAGGUCCAUCAUUGGGUGUUGUAUCCGAUCCAAGUAACCAAAACACUCAAAAUACUAAAAACAUAACUUCUCUACUUCCAGUGACAAAAACUGAGGAUGUUAUAACUGUAAUUGAGAUUAAUGGAGAUUCAAAUGACGAAGAUGAUGACUGUUGUGUUGUAUCGACUACUCCGGCUCCCGAUAUCAAGCCAAUUGUACCUAAAAUUGAAAAUCCACCACCUGCUUUUUCUACGACACCUCUUACAUCUUAUGCAUCGCCACAAUCGUCUUACAACUCGACUACGCCAUUGCCGUCUCGGUUAUCAUCAGCACCAUCUACAGAAAAGCAACAUAACUUCAAUUGGAACGCUCCAGAUAGUAAACCGCCAUUAGAUAUGCUUGAAAAAAGUGCAGAUGAUAUUUUUGAAAGUCUUCUAUCAACGUCCACAAAAAAGGAAAAUAUGUCGUCUUUAUCAGAUGCGAGUGAAUAUGUAUCUUUAGAUACGUUAGGUCCUCAACAUUCGUGUGACAUUUGCAAUACUCGGUUCACUGAUAUAUCACUUCUAGAAGAACAUAAAAGGGUGACAGGACAUUCUAAAAGCCUCGUUGCUCCGUCCUCAUCUUCACUGUUACCGUAUAAUCAUUCCUCGAAUAUUCUUUCAAGCUUACUCCCAGUCAAACAAUUAGCAGAACAAGUCGGGAAACUUUCAACCAUAGGUAAUAGUGGUCCAGGAUUUACUCACCAACAGAAUGUUAUGAUUAAUAUACAAGCAUAUCCUGGUGCGGGAGGUGUUAUGGUUCCACCGCAAUAUAAUGCAUAUAAUUCUGGACAAAAUAUUCAUGGAGGCUAUCCUCAAACAUCUAGCAAUAUGUAUGGUGCUCCAGGUCAACCUAUGUCAAUGCCAAAUCAAUAUCAAGGACCAAAUUAUAUGAAUCAAGGGUAUGGGCAAUAUCAAACGCCAAUGUCGAAAUCUUAUCCAGGACCCAUGCCUCCGAAUUCUCAUUAUUCGAUGGCUUCUUCUCCAUAUUCCACAACAUCACCUUUACAAAGCAUGCAACAAAGUGUUUAUGGACAAUCACCCGGUGGUAUAAUGAAUCCUCCCGGUUCUAUGGGUCCACCUGGCUCGUCACCUAGUCAUUCCUACGCAUCUGCAUCAAGUCCUGGUGGAGGUAUUAAACAACAACCAGGAAGUGGCAUUAAAAUACAAAAUAUACAAACUUUUCCUCCUGCACAAGGUCCUGGUGGUCAACCGAUUACGUGUGGUCCAGAGUUAGGCCCAGGACAAAUGGCGCCUCCGGGUCAGACGAUGGCUGGGCAAAUAACUGGGGGUACACCGAUACGAAUGGCAGCCGGUGCAAGUAUAGCUGGUCCACGGCCGCGAUUACCUACAGUUAGAGGACAGAGACCUACAAUACGGCCAGGAAUCCAAGUACAUGGGCAAGUUCGUGGUGGUAAAGUCGGCCCACGAAUGCCAUUAAAGAGGCCGGGUGCGGUAGUGGGCGGGCCAGGACAAAAGCGAAGAACUGAUAUGUUGCUGCCUGGUAAACAUGAUAAUGAAGAUUGCCAAGUGAUGGCAAUGCAGAAACAGCGCGAGGGCCUUCCUAUGAUACAGAGUGUGCAGGGUGCGAAAGAUAAAUUGAAUCUUGGCAGCCAAAUAUCAAUAACGAAAAAGACUGUUAAUAAUGAGGCGAACGCUAUGGCGAAUGUUCUUGCAUCACGAGGAAUAAGUGUUAAACAAAAACAAAAAAGUAGGUCACCUACGCCUGAACGUCCUUUGCCUCAUAUUCCUAAUUUAGGAGCGGGAGUUAGUAUAAAGCAUACAUCCAAAUCUAGCAAAUUCUCAAUACCUGAGGCGAAGAUCGGAGGUGGAAUGUAUGCUUGUAAAAUAUGUAAGAAAAUGUUUAUGAAUCAUAAUUCAUUACAAGUUCACAUGUCGAAUGCACACCCCCAAAGUAAAAUACCUGUUUUUAAAUGUGACGAGUGUCCUGCCUCCUAUCCAAAAUCUUUGCAAUUGCAGCAUCAUAAAAGGGUAUUCCACAAUGUUACAGGACCUAAUAGAGAACUGGGUUUGCCUGUAGUUGAUCUCUCACAAGAAGAUAAUUUAAAGAGAUUGAGUAAUUUAGGAAUAUAUAGUUUUAUACCGUUGGCAAAUCGUGAGCAGGCUAAUGGAUGUUUUGGUAUACCCGUGAUAUCAGUGCACAACAUGCAAAAUGGUCUGACAUCAAGUUUACAGGCACUCGGAGCGGAUGGUUUAUUAAGCCUAGGGCCGCUCAAACCUUUGCCUAACUCGUAAAGUGAUCGAUAUUUUUUCGGUGUGUCAGAGAAAUGUUGAACAUUCUGUGAAUUUUAUUAAUAUUAUUUUUGUCACCCAUAACAUUUUGUAUAACAAACGUAUUGUUUACUCGCAUGUAAAAAUUCUCAAAAUAAAAAGGGCACAAAUAACUUUUUUUUUUAGAGCUUUAAAAUUUAAAUAUUUUUCACUUGACAACUUUGUGUUUUGAAAUGUCUUGCAGUACAUGGAUGGUUAUAAUAGUAAGAAUAGAGUAAUUGACAAACUAAACUAUUAAAUAUAAAGUAUUCUAUUCCAAUAAUGAAGUCUUGUAAUAUAAACAAUGUUUUUGUAGUACUUGACGGAUCUAAAUUUAUCAUCUUAAAGUAUGUUCUAAUAAUGUUACUUAAUCGAUCAUUUAUAUUUAAUAUUAGUUUAGAUAUUUCUUUUAUAAAGAGAAUAUUGUUUAUAAAAUAAGGUGCCUAUAUUGGAAUGGCGUCGAGCAAUGUGUUUUUUGUCAACUUGUAAAUAUAAUAUAUAGAAAAGAAUAACAUAUGUGAUUCGUUUUUUUUUUUCAAGUAAAAAUUCCUUGGAAUUAUUUUUCAAAGGCAUGUCCUUUGAAUAUUUCUAAAUUUAUUUUGUAUGAAUACUAUAAACAUAAGUAUAUUAUACUUGUACUAUCUAUUAUUGUAACAUAUUUUAUAAGAUCGUAGAAUUUUUCUCAUUGUAAAUUAAUCAUUAAAUAAAUAUUGAAAUACUUAAUUGUAAGGAAUUACAGAUCUUAUGUUUAUGUUAUAAUUAUAAGUUCAACUGUGUAGCAGCUAUCUUUUAGUAGAAAUAUUGACCGUUGAUAUAUAUUUUUAUAUUACGAGCCCUCCAAAAAACUUAUAAACGUGAUUAGAAAAAGUAUUUUGUUUGCAUAUUAUUGUGUUAUUUUUUAUUACACAUGACUCACAUGAGCCUAUUUUUUAUAGUCUUCUUUAGUGCGUUAAAAAUACAAUCUAAGGUUAACAAUUUUUAUUGACUUAUAUAUUAAGAAAAAAUGCUUCUACAAUACUAAGAAUAUUAAUAAAUAAUAUAGCUUUGUAUAUAGGCGCACGUCGGUGCAAAUAGCAAUAUAUGAAAGGGAAGAGAUAUUUUUGCGUUAAAUGUACGAGAAAUGAAUGUUUUAUGUUAAUUAUUUAAUUUAAACAAAAGAGGUUCUAUUAGGAAACAUCAUUCAGAUGAAGACUACAAGAUUUAUGAAUAAAAAAAUUUUAAUCGAA